AUGAUUAAUUUCUACCGCCGGUUCCUCGCGCACUAUGUCGGCACUAUCCUGCCGCUCAUGGGCCUCCUCUCGGGUCCCAAAGGUUUGUUCGAGCUGUCUGUAGGCGCUCUCACUGCUUUUGACAAGGUGGAGGCUGUCCUGGCCGACGCCACCCUCCUGACGGAUUUUUCUUCCUAUCGCCCUCAUGGUCGACGCCUCCAAUGUUACAGUAGGCGCGGCUGUUCAACAGCCACUUGCAAACCACACCCAACCCUUAGCUUUCAUCUCCAGGAAGUUAUUACCCGCCGAGACGCAUUAUAGCACAUUUGAACGGGAGCUCCUUGCUGUCUACCUCCCCGUGAAACACAUCCGGCACUUCCUUGAGUGCAGGGACUACACUGUGUUCACCGAUCACAAGCCCCUUUCGUUCGUUCUCAAGUUCACCUCUGACUAGCUCAACCACCGGAAAAUUUGCCAACUGGACUACAUCUCAGUUUACCUCAGACAUCCGCCACAUCGACGGGUCACGCAAUGAGGUGGCUGUCACACUGUCCAGGCCUUCCAUCGCACAUCACCGACUUUCUACCGGGAUCAACCUAGCUGAGAUGACUGCCGAACAACGCCGUGUUGAUUCACCCCUGUAACGAGGACGUUUCCGAACCCCAACUCCAGCACCUGCCACUGACUGCUGGCAAAGACACCAUCGUAUGCGACGUCUCCACCACUUUCCACCGUCCCUUUGUGCCACCAUCCCUCCGCCUCAAAGUCUUCUCCUCCCUGCACAACCUUUCUCACCCUGGGAGUCGAGUUACCGAGAAGCUGUUUUCUGGCUAUUUCGUCUGGCCUGGUCCAACGACACAACAAAGCUCACAUUGGCACCUUCCCUACUCCGGACGCACGGUUCCGUCAUGUUCACCUGGACAUCUUAAGCCCCCUGCCACUGUCCAAUGGCUGUUCCUAUCUCCUUACCUGCGUGGAUCGAUUCACCCGCUGGCUGGAAGCUAUUCCUCUGCCUGAUGUCGCUGCUACAACGGUCGUCAAGGCUUUCCUCAGUCGUCGGUGCUCCCCCCACUAUCACGACUAACGGCGGUGCCCAAUUUAAAUCUAACCUCUUCCAGUCUCUUCUCUCAUUUUUAGCCUCUACUCAAAUCCGCACUACAGCCUAUCAUCCGGCAGCCAAUGGGACGGUCGAGAGGUUUUACCGCCAGCUGAAGGCCUCCCUGCGCAUCGUGGACGAUCCGGAGGACUGGACAGACCACUUCCCCUGAUCCUGCUGGACAUUCGCUCCUCCCUCAAGCCGAACCUUGACUGUUCUGCUGCUGAACUCGUGCUCGGUGCCACCAUCCGACUUCCCAGUCAGAUGAUCUCGCCAACCCGGCGAGUUGCAGUUGAGAAUCCUACCAGUCUCCUGCAUCGUCUCCGGCAAUUCAUGCGGACACUUUCCCCGGUUCUGCCCAGGCCAUCCGUCUCCGAGUCUUACCUCGAGAAAGACUUGGCGACAUGCUCUCACACCUACCUCCGAUGUGAUCAAGUCUGCCGGCCCCUGGAACCAUCCUACGACGGCCCCUUCCGAGUUAUCUCCCGUAGGACGAAGACUUUCCGCAUCCAACGCGGAACACGCGAGGAGGUCGUGAGCGUGGACCGUCUCAAAGCUGCCGUCCCGGACACUCCUCUGGAUGAGCCCUGUGGUCCCCUACCCCCUGCUCCGCCUCCCCGCCCCGCUAUCCCUCCGUCCCGUAUACUUCCUUUGCCCCGAUGUCCGCAACCAACAACUGCAACUACCCCUUCAUCAACCAACAACACUCUAACCGCGAGUCAUACACACUCUACUCCAGUGUCCCCUAUAUAUAUCACCCGUAAUGGACGCCAUGUUUGCUUCCCUUACCGUUUGCUGGUGAUGUUUUUUAGACAUCAACAAUUCCCUUGGCGUCGCUACGCGCCGCCUUCGGUCUAG
Messenger RNA from Spirometra erinaceieuropaei, 1933 nucleotides. NCBI's taxonomy places the organism in Eukaryota, Metazoa, Platyhelminthes, Cestoda, Diphyllobothriidea, Diphyllobothriidae. The record is from the annotation of a GenBank genome assembly.